Molecule: messenger RNA, 501 nt
Organism: Loa loa (African eye worm)
Lineage: Eukaryota; Metazoa; Nematoda; Chromadorea; Rhabditida; Onchocercidae
Exons: 5
Coding region: 64-501 (145 amino acids)
Biological process (GO): protein phosphorylation; positive regulation of protein kinase activity; intracellular signal transduction
Cellular component (GO): cytoplasm
Molecular function (GO): ATP binding; calcium/calmodulin-dependent protein kinase activity; calmodulin binding
Source: RefSeq, a predicted model, not a curated record
CAAAUUACUUCUUUCUCAAUUCCUAACUUGAUUAUUUCAAAAGAAAAAAUUUGCAUAAUUAUAAUGAAUGUCGAUUAUCGUGACACUUGGUUACGUCCUCAUCAAAAAUCACUCUACUCCGGAACGCAUACAUUAUUACCCAAUGAACGUUGCUCAUUGCGACAAUGGAUUUUUAAAGAAAAUAUCGAUGAAAAGUAUACACAACUUAAACAGUAUCGUCUAAUGCAAGAAAUUGGACAGGGUUCAUAUGGUAUUGUGAAAUUGGCUUAUAAUGAAGAAGACAAAAAUUUAUAUGCGCUAAAAGUGCUCGAUAAGAUGAAAUUGAUCAAAAAUUUUGCAUGCUUCCGUCCUCUACCAAUACGUCAUCGGAUCAAUACCCAAUCACCAUUACGAUUACCACAUGAUCCUAUGCAAGCUGUACAACGUGAAAUUGCAAUUCUGAAAAAGCUCAAUCAUCCAAAUAUAGUGAAACUUGUUGAGGUGAGUACCACAGUUGUCUAA